Porites evermanni is the source of this 538-nucleotide messenger RNA. NCBI's taxonomy places the organism in Eukaryota, Metazoa, Cnidaria, Anthozoa, Scleractinia, Poritidae. The record is from the annotation of a GenBank genome assembly.
GCCAAUGUAAAAGAAUCCAUAGAAGUGAAAAUUUUUGAUCCGGACUUUCAAAUGUCGGAUAAGCGGAUGCUUGGUCUUCUCAAGAAGGUGGACCUCGAGAGCCAUGGUUACAAGAAGGAGGUCACUAUUAAGCUAGUGAGCGAGUCAGGGAGUGUCAAACCACUCUACGAGAAAUCAUACCUCUACUACAAGGAAAUUGCUUGCUCAAAGCUGCGGGAGAUCGAGCAAGAGUUACAGACCAUGUUACCAGGUAACUUUGAGUAUCUUAUCACCCUUCAUGAAAAAGGAAAAGUAAAAAAAAAGUUGUUGCAUAACAGAAUUUUAUUAAUUCUAGUUCUCUCCUGCUGAUUCAGGUGUCUUUGGGAUGGAGAUGGUAACGAAGAUCAACCAGGAGAUAAAAACUAAGAAUCUGACCAAGAUGAAGCGCUGUAAAGCAGGACUGGAGGUUCACUUCAAGGAAGCAGAGGGAUGCAAUGUCUCCAAAACAUCUACUAGACGUCGUCAAAAGCGCAGUCCUUGCAAAUGGUGCAUCUGGUGC